AUGGCCACAAAUCUCCCAUUGGUUCCCCUCUUCACAUUUCUCUUCUGCUUCAUCUCUUCACUCUUCUUCUCCCCUUCUCUUUCCGCCACAACAACAGACGGCAAUCACCACGACGUCAAAUGGUGGUGCGACCAAACCCCGAACCCGGACCCGUGCAACCACUUCCUCGUGGCCCAAAACCCGCAACCCGCUACCGUCGUCACCUCUUCCUUAGCCUUCCGCAAAACCGCCAUCCAACUCGCCAUGGGCCGGGCCAUGACGGCCCAGGCCCACAACAAACAACUCGGAACGAAGUGCCGCACCCGCAAAGAAAAGGCCGCAUGGGCCGACUGCAUGGACCUCUACACCGCCGCCGUCCGCCACCUCAACGCCACCCUAACCGAGCCCAAAUCCACCGACUCCGACGCCAGGACCUGGCUCAGCGCCGCGCUGACCAGCCUCGACACGUGUCGGGCCGGGUUUCGAGACCUCGGGUUGUCGGGCCCCGCCCACCGCCUCCUCCCGAUGAUGACCAACAACAACGUCUCCAAGCUGCUCAGCAACGCCCUCGCCGUGACCGGCGGCGGCGGCGGAGAGGACUUUGACCCGCCGCGUGGUGAGUACAGGGACGGGUUUCCGGGCUGGGUCAACGCCGGGGACAGGAGGAGGCUGCUGCAGUCGCCGGCGGCGGAUGUUGUGGUGGCGAAGGACGGGUCGGGGGAUUUCAGGACGGUGGCGGAGGCGGUCAAGGCGGCGGGGAAGAGGGGAGGUGCCCGGAGGUUUGUGAUAAGGGUGAAGAGAGGGGUGUAUAAGGAGAAUGUGGAGGUGGGGAGCGGGUUGAAGAACGUGAUGCUGGUCGGAGAUGGGAUGAGGAACACUGUUAUUACCGGCAGCCGGAGCGUCGGCGGUGGGUCUACUACUUUCCGGUCUGCGACGUUUGCGGUGAACGGCGCCGGAUUCAUCGCCCGCGGCAUCACCUUCCGCAACACCGCCGGUCCACAGAACCACCAGGCGGUGGCCCUCCGAUCGGACUCCGACCGGUCGGUAUUCUACCAAUGCAGCAUCGAGGGAUACCAGGACACGCUCUACGUCCACUCCCAACGCCAGUUCUACAGAGAGUGCUACAUCUACGGCACGGUGGACUUCAUCUUCGGCAACGCCGCCGCCGUCCUCCAGAACUGCAUGAUCUACGCGAGGCGGCCGAUGAAGAGCCAGAAGAUCACGAUCACGGCGCAGGGCAGGACAGACACGAACGAGAACACGGGCAUCUCGAUCCACAACUCUCGGGUCCUGGCUGCCGCGGACCUGAAACCGGUGGUCGGAUCGUUCAGGACGUUCUUGGGCAGGCCCUGGAGGAAGUACUCCCGCGUUGUGUUCAUGAGGACGUACCUCGACUCGCUGGUUGAUCCGGCGGGCUGGCUCGAGUGGGACGGGGACUUUGCGUUGAACACUCUGUACUACGGCGAGUAUGGGAACACGGGUCCUGGAGCUCCGACGGGUCGGAGGGUGAAAUGGCGGGGUUACAGGGUCAUCAGGAGUGCGGCUGAAGCGUCGAGGUUUACUGUUGACAACUUCAUAGCGGGAAGGUCGUGGCUUCCAGCUACAGGUGUCCCAUUCAACUCUGGUCUUUAG
Molecule: messenger RNA, 1611 nt
Organism: Linum tenue
Lineage: Eukaryota; Viridiplantae; Streptophyta; Magnoliopsida; Malpighiales; Linaceae
Source: the annotation of a GenBank genome assembly